Paramecium pentaurelia is the source of this 7075-nucleotide messenger RNA. The record is from the annotation of a GenBank genome assembly. Lineage: Eukaryota; Ciliophora; Oligohymenophorea; Peniculida; Parameciidae.
AUGUUUUAAUAAUUUUUAAACUGUUUCAAAAAUAAAUCAGCAAAGGAUGGUUCAAAAGAGUAUGAAAAAGAUGUACUUUCAUCAGUACUUGAUAUUAUACCAAAUUACUAAAGUAAAUUAGGAUUUAAGUUUUAGACAAAAGAGGAGAUACUACAGCUACUGAGAUUCGGAAAUAGGUAAAUUAGUCAGAUAAUCCUAAAGAAUCGAAUGAGAAUCUGAUAAAAUAUGAUGAUGAUGAUAAUCCUUAUUGUAGAUUUUCAUUGGAUUAUUUUGCUUUAAAUAAUAGGCUUCGAGUUUUUUGUAUUUAAAUCUGUUAAUCCAAACUAUUUUAAUGGAUUCAUUCUCUAUUAGUAAUUAUUUUAAAUAACUUUAGUCAAUUAUAGUAGUAUGUGUAUUAAUUGUUAAGCCUUAUAAUAAUGAAGAUAGUGGAUUAAAUAUUUCUAUAUCAAGCUAGGUGAUAAAUGGAAUAAUAAUUUCAUGUGAUGUAAUUUUUAGCAUUUAAAUUGUGAUAUCAAUAAUUUCUUAUGGGUAAUGAGUUAAGUUUAAAAUUUAGAAUGUGGAAUUGCAAAUAUGGAUAUUACAAAGACCCUUAUGCAUUCAUAAAUAGUAUAUGUUUAUUAUUUGCUUUGAUUUUACGACAAUCCUACUUAUACAUAUUUAGAGCAUUAUUUUUAGUGGAUUUUAUAGUUUAGACCAAAUAUUUCUAAAUUGUAAAGAAAUUAAGUAAUACAGUGAAACAUGCAUUAAUGAUGACAGCCUAUGUCAUAAUAAUAAUUACUUUAUUCACUUAUAUCUAUGCUACUAUGGGAGUUCAAAUAUGGAGUGAUUAAUUGCAUUAAUAUUGUGUAAAAGAUGGAUAGAUUGAUGCCUAUCCAGCUAGAUUAUGUGGAAUGGGUAGAAAAUGUUCAGAUGGAUAUGUAUGUUAAAGUGGAUAUUUUCAUUAACCAUUUACAUAAUAUGAUUAUAUUUCCUUUGAUGAAAUACCAAAUGCUUUACUUACUUUGUUUAUUUGUCAUUUUAUUGAAGGUUGGGUAGAAGUGUAAUAGAACUUAGCAGAUUCAUUUAAUAAAUAUGUUAGUUCAAUCUUUCUAUGGUCUUAUAUUAUUAUUGGAACUUUCUUUUUGUAAAACCUAUUAGUAGCAAUUCUUUUAAAUUAAUAUUAAAUGGAUUAGUAAGUUGAAGAAAUACCAAAAAUUAAAAUAAAGAGUUAAACAAAAAUUCAAAUUAGUAAUGAGAGACGUAGAACAUAUUUUUUAACUCCAGGUCAUUUAAGUAAGAGCAAAUAAAGAGCUCUUUAAUUGAUAUAAAAUUAACAUAAGAAAUCAGGAUAGAGAUCAUAAUUAAAAAUAAAAGUUAAAUUAAUUAUAUCAUCUAAUUAUGUUAAAUAUUUUUAUUCGCUAUUAUUUAUAACAAAUUUAAUCUUAUUUUCAUUAAAUGAUGAAUCAGCAUAUCAUAAUAAUUUUGAGAAUAAAAUUACAAUAAUUAAUUUAGUAUUUCUAUUGAUAUAUAUUAUGGAAGAUAUAGCAAGAAUAUAUGUUUGGAAAUAAAAAGAAAAUAAAUAUACUUUGCUUUUAGAAUUUAUAAUAGAUUUUAUUAGCAUAAUUAUUUAAGUUAGUGAUAUGACUAAUCCAUUUGUACUUUAUGCAUUUAAAGGUUUAAGAUUAUUAUGGUUCUUCAAUACAUAAACAAGUUGGUCAAACUAUAAAGUGUUAUUAUAAGCAUUAUAAAAGUCUUUUGUAAAUAUACCUAAAUUAAUUUUGGUGUUCUUAACAUAUAUGAUAGUUAUAGGAAUAUUGGGAAGAGAAUAUUUUGCUGGAUCUUUAGCCUUUGAUGAAUUAGGAAAUUAUGAUAAAUAAGGUUAAUAUUUACCUAGAGCAAAUUUUGAUAGUAUUAGAAAUACAGUAUCCUCUUUAUUUAUAAUAAUAUGUUCUGAUCAAUGGUAGAAUAUAUUUUACACAACUUUAGAAACAAAAUCUUGGAUACCUUAUCCAUUUUUUAUUUUGGUUUUAAUUUUAUGCAGAUUCUUCAUUUUAUCUUCAUUUUUAACUAUAAUGCUUGAUAAUUAUGAAGAAGCUAAAAAUGAAGCUGAUAAAUCUAAGGCUAGAGCUUAAAGGGUUAUUUCAUCUAUGUAAAGUAAUUAUUAUUAUAAUAAUAAAUUUAAUAGAAACAAAAAUAGUACCUGCUGUUUAGUUAUAAUAAUAAUAAUAAAAUUCUUCUUAGAUUGAUAAGAAAAGAUACUUUGGAAGAUUAUCUAAAAUGUCAGAUGAUAGUGAUGAUGAAGAACAAGAAUCUAAACAUUAAGUUUUACAAAGAUAAACAUCAAAAUUACCAUAAAUUACAAUUUUCAAAAGUAAUGAUGACAUUAAAGUAUCCAUUAGCACAAAUUAAUCAUAUAAGCAAUAUUUUAUGAAUUCAGCAUUAUUUGUAUUACAUAACAAAAGCAUUUUAAGAAAAAGAAUACAAUAAUUGAUAUAGAAUAAAUAUUUUGAAUGGUUGAUGAGUUCAAUAAUAAUAUUGAAUAUCAUUCUUUUAGGUUUAGAUCUACCUAUAUAUGAAUAAAAAGAUUUAAUAUAGAAAUUUAAUGUUAUCUUUACAAUAAUUUUUAUAUUUGAAAUUGUAUUAAGAAUGUUAGCUCAUGGAUUUAUUUGGAAUCAUAAUGAACCUAAUAGAGCAUUCAUAUAUAAUAAUUAAAAUAAUUUUGAUUUAGCUAUAUUAAUUGUAAGUUCUAUUAGUGAUCUAAAUCUUUAUAAUAGUGGAUAUUUAAAAGCUUUUCGUGCAUUGCGUACUUUAAGAGUAUUCUCAUCUGCUAGAGUAAUUAUAUAUAAUUGAUAUUUAGAGAGGAUCCUAAAGUGAAGAAUUGAAUUUGAUAUCUAAAUCAUUAUUUCAAACUAUAUCUUUAUUAUCAUCCAUGAUAUUUGUGACUGGUAUCUGUAUUUGGAUUCUAAGUAUCUUUUGUAUGACAAUAUGGAAAGGCAAAUUAUACUUUUGUACAAAUGUAUAAACAUAUGAUGACAUCUAUACAAAAUAAGAUUGUUUAGAUUAAAAUGGAGAAUGGAUUAAUAAUAUAACUAAUUUUGAUACUAUUUAAGAUUCAUUACUUUGUUUGUUUAGAAUCAUUAUUGGUGAAGGAUGGGCAAGUUAAAUGUUUUAUGUAUCAGACAUUACUGAAAGAGGAAUGCAUCCUAAAAUUAAUUCAUCUGCCAAUUAUUAGAUCUUAUAUUAUAUAUUAUUAUUCCUUUUGAAUAUUAUGCUAUUGAAUCUAUUCACUGGCUUAAUCAUUAAUAAUUAUAGAACUAUUAAAGAAAAUAUAAGUAAUUACAAAUCUCUCAAUGAACAUUAGAGAGAAUGGUUAUAAAUGAUGUAUAUUAUGCAAAAGAAGAAUCUAAUUAGAUUAAUUGAAAAACCAAGAAAUCGAUUCAGAUAAAUAUGUUACUCUAUAGCAACAUAUAAGUAUUUUGAAUUGAUUAUACUUAUUCUACUCUUAUUGAAUUUGAUAUUGUAAGAUGCUAUCAUAUUUUAGUUGUUCUGCCAAUGGUAACACAAUUAAUUAAACUACAAAAUCAGCAUUCUAUGUUCUAGACAUUAUUUUUAUUACAUUAUUUCAUAUUGAAGUAUUUAUCAAAUUUUCAGCCUUUUGGUAUUAUUAUUUCAAAGAUUCAUGGAAUAGAUUUGAUAUCUUAUUAUUGAUUUCUACAGAUGCCUUAUUAAUAUUGAAUGGUGAAAUAGAAAUGCCUAAGAUGUAUAUGAUUCCAUUAAUCAUUCGUUGUUUAAGAGUUCUCAACACUUAUAAAAUACUUAAAUUAAAUCGUUAACUCAAAGUUCUUAUUGAUGUCAUAUAAGAAAUUCUACCAACAUUAUUAAGUGUAGUUGCAUUUAUCAUUAUAAUUAUUAUUGUCUAUGCAUUAAUUGGAAUUCAAACAUUAUCUGUAGUUAAAUCAACUUCAUAAGAUGCCUAAUAUCCUUUUUAUUAAGAAAUUGGUUAAAGAAAUAAGAAUUUCUAGAAUUUUUGGGAUGCUGUCUUAAUUUUAAUAGAAAUUACUACAGGUUAAUAUUGGCCACUCUAUAUGUCAGAUUAUACUAUAGAUAAAGUUUAUUGUCAUUCCUAGAGUCCAGAAGACAUAUUAAAAGAAGGAGUAUAAGGAUGUAGUACCUUUUUUGGAUAUUUUUAUUUUAUUAGUUUUUUGGUAUUAAUAAGGAUAAUAAUGAUCUCAUUAUUUUUGGCUAUGAUAAUAGAAUCAUAUCAGGAAUGUUUGCUUGAAAAUACUGCAGUCAUAAAUCCUUAUUAAAUAGAAGACUUCUUUUUAAAAUGGUCUGAUUAUGAUCCUAAAGGAACUGGAUGGAUAACUCCUGAAGAUUUUGCAUUUUUAAUGUUUGAGAUGAAUCCUCCUCUUGGAUUUAAGGAUGAAAAUGCUUGUUUAUAAUUAUUUGAUUUUAAUUAAAGUAAUAAUAUUGAUUUAAUAUUAGAUCAUAAAAAAUAAUCAGCAUAUAUUUAUAAUCCUAGAACCAAGAUGCAUCUUAAAAAGAUUGAUAUCUUUAAGAAACUAAGUGAUUUUUAAGUUUUAAUAUAUUAAAAUGAGAUGAUUCAUAUAAAGGAUGUUUGUUUGUAGAUAGCUUAUAAUGCAGUAAAAAAAAAGAAUGCUUUACUUGGGAUUGAAUAAAUUGAAGAUAAAGUAGUAUUGAGAAAGAUUAGAAAAUCAUGGGAAGCUAAGUUUCCUGAUUUGGUUGAUUAGAAAUUUCUUCAUUUUGCAGUAGAUAUAUUUGCUUUUAGUUCUAUAAGUAAUAUAUUAAGAGGAGCAAUUGAAAGAAGAAAAGUGAAGAAGAGAAUCAAAGAAAUGCAAAAACAAAACAAUCUUAGGUAGUUAGAAAUAAAUGAGAAUGCUUAUUUAAAUACAAGGAAUGCUGAUAAUAUACUUCGUCAUAGAAGAAAGAGUCAAAUUAAUUAAAGAGUAUUCCCAUUUGCAUAAUCAUCUUAUCGUAAGAAUAAAUAAAGUCUUGAUGGGAAUGUUUCAAAUAGAAGAGUAGCUCGUAGAACUGAUCUAAUGCAAUAAUAAUAAUAACAAUAAUCAUCUUAAGUAGAAUCUAUUUCACUCUCGACACAUAACUUUUAUAUUGAUCCUUAAGAAACAAAUAAUGGAUUCCCUAUGAAAGUAGUACUAGAAACUUAGAAGAUAGAUUUCCCAAGUGAUAAUUCAUAACGUUCUUUUUUUGGAUAAAUGAAAUUAAGAGGGGAUAUUUCAUAAAGAAUGUCUGAUGAAGAAGGUAAUGAUUGAAAUUUAAUAAUUGAAAUUAAAAUUAUGUCUUAAUAAUAAAAAUCCAUGAAUGAUACUCUUUUCGAUACUAAAGUCUUAGAUAACUUUGAAUAAGAGUUUUAAUAAGUUCAUGAUGAUAUCAAUCCUAAAAUACAUUCACGUAUUGCACCAUUGAUCUUUGCAAUUAAAGGAUUAAAAUAAGAAAUCAAUCAAGUUUUCGCUGAUUUCAUUCGAGAAACCAAUAGAGCCACUGAUGUUAUGCGUAUUAAAGAUAUGUUUGAAGCAGUGUUAAUGGAAUAUAAUCUAAGAGAAAAGGAAAGUAAUAAAUUAAUGGAAGCCAUCUUACAAAAUGAUACUAAAUAAAUCAGGUAAAUCUCUCAAUUGCUCAAAGAAAUACAUGAACUCUAACAUGAGGUUAAUCAAUUUUAAAGAUAAAGUGAAGUCAAACGAUAAAGACAAUGUGGUAUCUUUAAAGGAAAUCCAACUGAUUUCAAAAAAUAAAAUACACAAAUUAUAGAUGAAACCAGCAUCUAUGAUUGGGUAGUUGAUAUAGAUUUUAUAACAUCUAUAAACAGUUCUGGAUGGAAAGUUUGGCUGUCCCCAAAAAUGAUUAACUAAGAAAUUAUAAACAUUAAAGCAUUAGAAGGAGCAACUGUUGCAGUAACUGGACUUUAUGAUAAAGGAAAGACCUUUGUUUUGAACAGUCUUACAAUGAGUAAUUUGCCAUCUGGAAAAAAGGUUACAACUAGAGGCAUUUCAUUUAAGCAUGUUAAUGUAGAUAAUGGUACAAAAUUGAUUUUAGUGGACACAGCUGGAACAUAUAGUCCUGUUAAAAUUGAAAAUGAAUUAUCUAUUGUAGAUAAAGAAGCAACAGAAACAUUUAUAUCUGAUUUAGUAUUUGAUUUAGCAGAUUACUUUUUAUGUGUAGUCAAUGAUUUUACUAGUCUUGAUCAAAGAUAUCUAGAUAGACUUAGUCGUAAUCUAUAACAAAGUCCUAAUAAGACAUUUAGAGAAAUUAUAGUCAUACAUAAUUUAAAAGAUGUUGAAUCACCUGAAAUAUUAGAACAUGUUUGGAGUACAUAAGUAACAUAAAUAUAUGCAAAUGGAACUCUAUAAAAAACAAAAGUAGCUGCUCUAAAUCCAAUCAAUAAAUAACUUUAAGAAAAACAUGUACUUUGGUUCAAGACUCCAUAUACUAGACACGUGUGUAUUGUGAAUGAUGAUUGUAAUUUAGGUAAGAGUCUAAAUCCUUGGGUAUUUUCACUUCUUAGAUAUUGGUUAAAAGCUGUUUUCAUACCUGUAAACAGAAGUUUUUCAGUUUUAGAUUGUUUGUUAAUUUAAUCAAGAUAAAAACUUGUUAAUUUUUUUAGAAAGAAUAUCAAAAUUGAUCUUUAAGACACAGAUGAUCCUUUGAUCAAAGUUAUUAAAACAGAAAAUGAAUUUCAUGAUAAAAUUCAAAUUCCUUAAGGAUAAGUUGAUAUGAGUGGUUUAAUUACAGGUUAAUAAGAUUCCUUUUAGCCUGCAACAGACAUUAUUGCAGGUGAUCAGUAUAUAAUAUUGAUGGAUGCUCCAGGAUUGACUAAUGAGGAUGUUGAUAUACAAAGACAGAAUGUUGUUACUUUGGUUAAGGGAAACAAAUAAAGACCUUAUAUUAAUCAAGGAUAAUUGGAGAAAAGUGAAAGAAAAUAUGGAGAAUUUACACUUACAUUUAAAGUAUAGAAUAAAUUAAUUAGAUUCCUGAUAUUUAUGAGAGAUAAUGGUCUUAUUUUGGUGUAGAGAAGGGAGUCAUUACAAUAAAAUAUGAUAAAGAUAAGGAUGAUAUUUGA